Plasmopara halstedii is the source of this 210-nucleotide messenger RNA. RefSeq lists its product as uncharacterized. The transcript is spliced from 2 exons. The coding region runs from base 1 to 210 and encodes 69 amino acids. The record is from RefSeq and is a predicted model, not a curated record. NCBI's taxonomy places the organism in Eukaryota, Oomycota, Peronosporomycetes, Peronosporales, Peronosporaceae.
AUGAAGACACCGGGACGGUCAGUGGUUGUGAUCGUUGAGGAAGCAGGCAAUCGCGCGAAUAAUGGAUUCAGUGUAGUUUUUGUCAGUCCAACGCUAACGAUGACGUGCGUUUACAACUUAACGGAGCAAUACACUGUGAAAAUUAUGGCACUGUUGGCGCUAAGAUACGAGAUGGCAAACGAUAGAUUGUUGCUAGUAAUGCUGUGCUAA